UUCUCUCCGGUGUUUCUGAGGCGGCAGCAGGCGGCAGACGGCGGAGGAGCCCGGUCCAAGAAAGGUGGAGACUCCUGCUCAACUUCCUGCACAGUAAUCUUGAAGCACCGCCGAGAGAAGUCAGGAGGCGGGCGGAGCUGGAGCUGCUGCUGCUGCUGCUGCUGCUGCUGGGACAAGGGCGAAUGGAUCCACGGCUCAUUUGACGUCUUUAUCUCCGGCGACUCGAUACGAACUCACCUUGCGGGUGUUUGGACGCAGCUACCUGGCUAGUCGCUAGCUAGCAGCGGAGCGGCUGGACACGCGAUUCCCAGCGUCUGAUAGCGAGGCGGUGCGAGGGGCAGGAAUGGAGGUUGUUGUGGAGUACGAGUAUGAUGCGCUCCAUGAGGACGAGCUCACCCUGGGAAUAGGUGACAUCAUCAAGAACGUGCGGUACAUAGAUGAGGACGGCUGGAUGGAGGGGGACCUCAACGGGAAAAGGGGGCUUUUCCCUGACAACUUUGUGAAGGAAUUGAAGAAGGAAUCCAAAGAGGUCAAGGAAACAAAGAAUGAGCCUAAAGAGGAGACCUCUCAGCCUCAGAGGAGAGAGAAAAGCGCAGGGAAUGUGGCCAACCUGGUCCAGAGGAUGAGCACAAUCGGCAUCCCAACUGGUGGCUUCCAGCCUCAGCCCCCAGCAGCGGCAAAAAAGCCUAAGAGGAGACAGUGCAAGGCGCUGUUCGACUAUCAGCCGCAGAAUGAAGACGAGCUUGAGCUGAAGGCCGGAGAAAUCAUAGACAUCAUUGAAGAGGUUGAAGAGGGCUGGUGGAACGGUAACGUAAACUGCAAGUCGGGACUGUUCCCCUCCAACUUUGUCAAAGAGCUGGACGCCAUGGGAGAGGACGGGGAGUCAGUCGACACGGCAGCAGAUGAGACUGAUGGAAGUGGAAUGGAAAGCACUGCCGCCCCCACAUCGCCUCCGGCCACCUCAGGGAAUGGAGUUAUUGCUCAGCCCAAGAAGAUCCGAGGCAUCGGCUUCGGAGAUAUAUUCCGGGAAGGGUCGGUCAAACUUAGGGUCCGCCUGCCCAGCCCUGAAAAAGAGGAAAAGAAGGACAGACCAGUCCCAUCAUUACCAUCUGCUGCAAAGCCCGCCCUUCCCAACAUGACAGACUUGCAGAGAGCAGACGGAGACGGCAAAGGCAAAGCUAAAGAGUACUGCAAGGUCACAUAUGCCUUCGAGGCCACGAACGAGGACGAGCUGAGCCUGAAAGAGGGAGAUGUCAUCCACGUCCUGAGCAAGGACACAGGGGAGCCUGGCUGGUGGCGAGGGGAGAUCGGUGGUAAAGACGGCGUCUUUCCUGACAACUUUGUGGUCAAGGUUUCUGAAACAGAGAAAGAGUCUCCCGCGUCCAGAGGGUCAUUGAAAACAUCCCCUAAGCAGGAGCCAGAUGAGAAACCAAAGAAGCCACCUCCACCAUCAAAAAGCAUUGCUCUCAAACCCGAGGUUCCCAGUGCUGACAAGAAACCUCAUGCCAUCAGGACAGAGGACAGAGUGGACAAACCAACGCCAGAUCACAAACCAUCCAAACCCGCAGCGCCCGUGGUCCCGCCCAAGAAGCCCAUCCCUCCCCCAGGGAAAGGCAGACAGGGAAGCAUCCCACCAAAGAGGCCUGACAAGCCUCUCACUCCCUCGCCAAACCUCAAGCACAAUGGAGAGGUGCCUUCCAUACGACCAAGGUCCGACUUUGAGCCAUUAUUGCCCACCAAACCGAAAACGCUGUCUGGAGAUUGGGGGGACAAGUCCUCGGAUAUGGCAGAUCUGAUGAGUUUUGAUGAGCUGUCGUCUACCUCAGGGAAGCUCUCUCACCCCACUGCGAGCAGACCAAAGAUGCCUGGCAGGAGGCUGCCUGCCCAGUUUGGUGGAGGACAGUCGCCCAACAAGGAAGUGAAUGUGGAAAAAUCCUUCAAGGUGGAUGAAGAGGAUGCAGCUAAACCAAAGCUAGCAGAUACCAGAAAGCCUUCCACAAACACCUUAUCCCAGUCAACGUCUCUCCAAAAGCCCAUCGCGCCAAGCCCUGAGGCCAAGCCGAGCCCCGCAGCGGCACCCCCGAGCUCCAACAGCAUCACUCACAGCGGCCGAGGUCGGCUUGACCCUGAGGAGCCGAGCUCCGAGCUGGACGAACUGAGGAGCCAGAUGAAGGAGCUGCUGAUGUCCGUGGAGCUGCUCAAGGGCCAGCAAAUGAAAGAGAUAGCGGAGCUGCGACGAGAGCUGGAUGAGGAGAGGAUAAAGCGUGUGACCCUGCAGAUGGAGAUAGAAAAACUCAAGCGAACCGUCCACUCGACGUGAAGCUCGCGCAGCAAUCACCAGCGGGCCUCGAGGCAAGCUGCUGGCCUGUGGACCAACCAGAGAGCAGGAAGGUGGUGACGGACGGAGAGAGGGUGGAGAAUCAGACCAGCCACCUUGAGCACAAUCUCUUUUCAGUGAUCUACAAUAAUAAACUCGCUCCAUAUUUGUAAGAUUUACAUUUUGCACAUAUAAUUUUUUUUUUUUUUCAAUCUAGAUGUAAUUAAGUUCCAGAUGUAUAUUUUCCCUUCUUUUUUAUUUCAUUUUUUUAUUUUGCCAACACAUGAAAACUGAGGCCUUACUUCAAACUACUGCGCUGGACUUGUAACUCUUCUGCUCACGCUCUCUCCCCUUCACUCCACCGUUCCUCGUACUCCUCAGGGAGGAGCUUCACUCUCAGUACUACUGACUUUGUAUAAAGCAGGGGGCGCUUGUUUUCCACGCCUAAUGUUCUUUCUCCUCAUUUUUUUUAUGAGGCACAAUAGUUGAUUUUAAAACGUGAGAAAAUAAUUAAUUUCAUUUAACAACCUCGCAUCCUCACGAUAAACGAUUUUUUUCUUUCUCAUGCGGCGCCUGACAGUAGCCUCCGCGGCUGCAGUGGUUCAGAGAGAGCGCUGUGUUCGUUUCUCUUUGUCUUUUAUAUGUUUUCUUUAGCAUUCCUAUCCAGGGUAACACUACUGUGCCUGAUUUAAAAAAAGUAAAUUCUAUUAAGUGUUUAUAAUGGGAGCUUACAUUUUCCACGAUGGUGUCUGGAAUAUCUGCAGCAUGAUGAUAUUGUAUAUCUAUAUUUUUUAAGUCUACUGACAUGUCUAGUCAAAUACUAUAUAGAGGGCCUCUUCUACGCUGGUCUCUUCUAUUUUUGUGAGGUUUCAAACUUCAGCCACACAGUCUGCAGGUGAUGCAGAUACACACACACACACACACACACACACACACAAAGGAGUUGCGUCAUUCCAUGGUUGCUGAGCGACACGUUGGUCAGUUCAUGAAAAAAAGGCCGCCUCUGUGUUUUUAAUCUGGCAUUCAUCCCUCUGAUCCCUGUCCCGGUUCACUCUACCACUAACUCCUUCCUCCCUUUCUCCUUUGACUCACAGUGAAAUGAUCUGAGAGGAGCCUUGUCUUCCUGCUCUGUAAUGUGUUUUGUAUCAGCUUGCACCGCACUCAUCAGAUGUCCUGAAGUCAUUGUACAUGCCUGUACACAAGUUCAACUGGAAGCACAUUUUAAGAGUGUAGAAAUAACAAUGACAAAACCUCACAUUCUCCUCAUCGUAACUCUAUUAGAGGAGCAAAAGGUUAUUAGAGCUCCACUGUGUCGUUUUAUUCGCUAAUUUGUCGGGCUCCUAUCGCUAGCCCCCUUCCGGAAGAUAAAAAAACGCAUUAGCCUCGGCUACCAGUGUAGAACGCAACAUGGAUCAUCAAUUACAUAAGCGUUACUGACCCUGUUGUCUUUGCUAACAGUUGUUGUGCAGAUUAAAUUCUGCUAAAUCAUUUUUUUACUUUUCUCCAUUGCUACUUCUUGUUUGUAGCCUAACUCUUUCUGCAACUAACAUGCAAAUGCUUCCUUCUAAGGCCUGUGCAUGCCCAGUGUACGUGAGGGGUCAUGUGAUCUGCGUUUUCAGGCGUGUUAGUAUGGACAGGGAUUAAAUUUAUAUGCAGCCUAAACGCUCGUGUGGACAGAUUGUUUUCGUUGGAAAACAAAUGUAGUAGUAUGGAUGUUUUGCCUCAAUGAGCCCUUGUGCCCUGCAGAUGGAUGUGUUAUUAUCCUAUCUCUCCACUCAUUCUUCAGGUUUUUCCUUUAAUUUGUCAUAUAUUUUGUGGGAUGCAUCGCCUAGGAGUUUGAUACAGAUAUUCAGCCGCACUGCACAGUGAUGUCACAGUGUACUCACACACCCUGGAGCACACUUCUACAUCAUUCCAGCAACAGCAAUGAAUUUAAAAAAUAUAUAUAUAUAUAUAAAAACAUGAUAUAUACAGUUGUGACCAACUUAUGCCCUGAGGUUAUUAUAGAGUUCAAAGAGAUUAAACGUGUAAGUGCUGUCUUUGGUCGUGCUGUUAAGAAACAUAUAUUUGGUGUAUGUUAAGCUGUUUGCCCGGUGGAUUCGCUGGGAGUCGCACAUCUUAAACAGAAAAUAAACCGUGGCUGGUUUCUUACUGUAUAGUUUCAGCACAGAACUGUUGUCUUCAGGACGCUAGUUGCUAAUAUAAUUGGACUCCUAAACGCUGCUAGCAUGGUGUUUCGAGGCUGCAGAGAUGUGGAGCGCGGUGCGAGUGGAACUUACACAGUGUAGGAUGCGUGCUGCCCUCAGUAACAUCUGACCUGUAGCCCCAAACUUUUGGCCUGCGGCUCUGUGCAGACGAUAACCAGCUUAUCUCUUGGUGUGGAGAUGCGUUUUGAGAAUCUGAUAGCGGCACAGCAUCGAGUUUAGCCCCCAACGGCCUCAGCACGGGUUGGAGGGAUGUUAUAACCCUGAACACUGAUCAAAAUGUAGACAGCAGGUUCCUGUUCCAAGUUAAAUGUCCUGUUAUUGUUUCACAUCUACUACUGUGCAUUACCAAUACUAAUACUCUUUAUUCUUAGUGCUUUUUUAUUUUGUAUCCUUACAGAUAAGUCACAGAGGUCUUAAAGAAGCGUUACUUUAAUUUGAAAUCAUCCUCAGGCUUGGGUUUAAUGUGGCCUGUGUGUGUGUGUGUGUGUGUGUGUGUAUAUGUGUGUGUCUGCCCGCAAACGUAACAGUGUCCAUGAAGUGCUGGACUGCAGAGUGCAUUGACCAAGUUGAUAGUAUAUUUUUGCCCUUAAUGAUACAGCACCCACGCAGUGAGUGGAUGCCUGAUGUAAAACAAACACAACUCUCCAGCAACAUGGCUGGGCGAUGACAUAAUUACAAUGUGGGGGAACGAGGGACCCAGGGGGGUUUGGGUGACAGCUUUUUGUGUAAUAUCUGUAAUGCAGCUUAACUUCCACAUAUUGUACAUUCCAGAGUUUGACACCAAGAAAAGAAAUCUGUGCACAUUUAUAACAUAUUUUCAAGUGAUUUUGUUUACAAGAGCUGUAUCCUUGCAUGAGCUGAGAAUCUUUCCCAAAAAAAAGAAUAAAUAUCGUCUUUAUUUACUGA
Hippoglossus stenolepis (Pacific halibut) is the source of this 5430-nucleotide messenger RNA. RefSeq names its product CD2-associated protein. Gene Ontology annotation, cellular component: plasma membrane; cytoplasm; cell leading edge. The coding region runs from base 344 to 2320 and encodes 658 amino acids. The record is from RefSeq and is a predicted model, not a curated record. Lineage: Eukaryota; Metazoa; Chordata; Actinopteri; Pleuronectiformes; Pleuronectidae. The transcript is spliced from 19 exons. Gene Ontology annotation, molecular function: protein binding.